UUGUUUGUUUGUUUGUUUUUAAUAUAUUGCUUGAAGUUCAAGUGUAACUUUUUGAAACUGUGACCAAAAGAAUCUUUUAUGGUAUUUUUCUUUCCUCUUCUCUCCCCAUCCCAGUCCCCCUCCAACAUAUAACAUUAGAAGAAGUCCAGUUGGUAAAGCAUAACGAAAUAAAUUAACUAUUGUAUUUGUUGGCUUUUUAUGAAUAAGCUAGUAUUCAUUUAUUGCUGCAUUCUAAUCAUGGAAUUCAGGUAACAGAGGUUAAGUAAGCCCCAGAGUAUAAUUAGAAAACAAAUUUGUUGCUUGCAAACAGGGUACUGUGAAUUUGAUUCUUGGCUCUUUUUUGGGAAGGAGGUAUAAAUGUUAAUUUUACUGCCUUCUAGCUUAAAAUACAGUAAAGGUUAAAUAAAUAUGGAGCAGAAAAAAAAUCUAGUAGUAUGACCUAUAAAAGUAUAAAUGGUCUAGUGUUCUCUUCUGUUUGCGCUUUUUCAGCAGCACUAAGUAAUUUCAUGUUAGUGUGGUAGCAUUUAGUACUGCAUCAUAUAUGGCUUCUGUAUUCCAAAGUACAUUCAUAGCCAAAUGUUUGUUAAAAAAAAACAAAACAAAAAACAACAACAAAACCAAAACCCAAAACACAACAAAAAACCCCACUUAACAGCAAGAUUCAAGAUUGUCUUCUUUCAAAAGUCCCACUAGGUGCCAGCAAAGGACCUUUUCAGAUGGUAAGAGCCAGUGAAACGUUUUGUAGGAAUUCUCAAUCCCAUUACUCUUGUAAGAGUUGACAGUGUAUUAACUUUUUGACAUGCUGAUCAUUUUAUUUAAAAAAUAAAAACAAUUAGUAAUUAGCUAUGAAUGUAUGAGACAGUUUGUAUGUAAUUACACAGAAUAGCUUUCUUCUGUGAUUGUGCUUGGUAAUCGUAUUUAUGUCUGUGCAUACUUAGCUCAGUGUUCUAAAGUUUGUGUCGCUGGUCAUAUAUUUGCAUGUCAUAUUGUACUCUAAUGAAUGUCUGCUUAUUGUGGGCUUCCAGCAAACAAGAUGAGGUAGUUCAGUUUGUAAGAAUAGUUUGUUUCUUUCUACCUUUGACAGCUGUAAUGUGGAAAGGUUAAAAUAUAGAAUAAAAGGUUAACAUGGUAGGCUGAAAAUAAAUGCCAAAUUAUUAAUCAGAAUAACUUUUUGUGGUUCUAAUUCAGUUGCAACUCACUGAGAACUAUUAAUUAAUUGGCAGGAGAGUUUUCUACUGUGUGCAAAUCUUUAGAAAGUGUGUUUGCUUAACAGUGUGUAGAUUGCAAGAUAAUGCCAGAUUUCUUUCAAGUUUUAUUUAAAUAGUGCAGAAAGACUUCUUUUUUUUUUUUUUUUUUUUUUUUUUUUUUUUUAAGGGGAGGAGGCUUAUUUCACUGGUUUAUGCAUAAUUCAGACCUCAGCAGUUUGCUAGCAUGGUUACUAUUUGGAAAUUCAAUCCUCGACUUGAUACUCAAUUAUAUGGGACUUCAUUCCUACCAACUUCCUGUAAUUCUAAACCUAUGGGUAAAAAUAUUAGUAGUCAUACGCUGCUGAGGAAAGUACGGACACAUUGACUCAGCUAGUGCAGCUGCAGCAGGAGUUGCCGUUUUAAACUUGGAAUUACUGGAAGUUUAUUAUUAUAUUCAUUUAUGCAAAUUACAGAAGGUAUAAUUGAAACAAGGUCAGUAGUGUUUGUCAGUGUGUUGCAACUGAGGUCGUUGGAACGUAAGUGCUUUGUAAAUGAAUGCUUUCUGACUGCAAGCAAAGACGAUCCAGAAACUGCAGUUCAACAAAUGGCUGACUUAUUUCAAGAGCUCUAGGUUCUGUGCAGCUGCCUGUAGCCUUUCUGCUGAAGGAUCUUUGUGGUUUUCAUUUGCUAACAUGCGUGGAAAUGAGAACAAAUGGCACGACGAUUAAGAUUGCAUUUUGCUACCCAAAGAAGCAACACAGAUCCCUUAUCGGAAACCUCUGAAAAUGUUUUGGAUAGUAACAAUUGUAUGUACUUCAAAAAAUCGCAGAAUUCUGCACCUAAUGUUACACAAAUGAAACUGACUCCUAGACAAGUUGCUUAUGCACCUGUAAUGCAACAAGUAAUUAAUCAAGAGGAAAAUGCAGGUAUUUCUUCAUUGCAAAUAAAAAAGAGCACAUCGCUGCACAUUUCCCUACAGUCUAGAAAGUAUAGUGGAUGUUUUCGAUCUGGUGAUGCUGUAGCUACUGGUGAAGACACUUCAUUCAUUGGUAUAGGUAAUGAAGGAAAUUGUGGCGCUAGAAUUGUGGUUGAUCAUCGAUCUAAUGAUAGCCUUCUGAGCAAUACUGCUCUGUGCAAUGGUAGUCUUAGCAGUAUUGCAGCCAGUGACAGUGGAUCGUUCAGCAGUGCUGGCAGUGACUACGGAUCAUGUGCAAGUACUACAAGUGAUGGAGGUUCAUACAGUAACAGUGUCAUCAGUGACAGUGGUAGUGGCACUCUUUCUACAAGUGAUGGUACUUUCUGUAGUAGUGUUGUGCAUGGUGAUUCUUCAUAUAGAAGCACUGCAAACAAAUGUAAUCCCUAUAGGAACAACUCAUCUCAGGAAACUCUGUGUAGAAGUAAUACUGCUUUUGACCAAGACGCUUUGUCAGUGAGGAAGAAGACUAAAAUUCCACUGCGACGUUGUUCAUCACUGGUUAUUUUCCCUAGGAGUCCUUCCAGUACUCCUCCAGCUUCUCCAGUGAGCUCAGGUCAACUACCGCAUAGAGGUGCCUACCAAACAUCCCAUAAACUAAUUAUUUCUCCUAGUGAGCUGGCACAAAAAGAAGAUCAAACCAUUUCCAAGGGUUUCCUUUCAACAGCAGUCAAUGGACUUCGACUGUCUAAAACAGUUUGCUCUUCUGGUGAAGUCAGAGACAUUCGACCACUUUGCUUGAACACAUCAUUACAGGACAAAAGUCUAAUUUUGGAUAGUUCUGAGCAGGCAACUUGUGAAGAAGUGUCUGAUGGCUUCUCAUGUAUUUCAGUUCAUCUCACUCAAAGAGCAUUUGCAUCGAGCAGUGAAAUGGUUAAUGGCUGUUGCAGUCCAGAGUUAAAUCUGAACUCCAGUGCAAAAUACCCUCAUUUAAAGCUGACACGUAGCACAUCUGCAUGUCUACCCUCAAAAAUAGAUUCAGAAUGUCAGAUUAAUAUAAAUGAACUAGAAAGACCAAAUGCACAGAUAAGCAAAACCCACCAUGUUUUGCAAAGAAGUGUUUCAUUGGAAGGAUCACGUCAAAAAGUUUCUUGCUGUUUAUCCAGCCUUAAAUACAAGUGUCAUAGUGCAAGGACGUCUCAGUUGCACAUACAGUUCAAACCUGGGAAUGAAGGAAAACCAACUGGUGUUAAGAAAAGAUAUGGAACCUCUAAAAGGGAAAUGUCUAGCACUUCUUUGUGGAGGCCCCAUAAGACUCGAGAUGAUUUUCUUGGGCAAGUGGAUAUUCCUCUUUAUCAGUUACCGACAGAAAAUCCAAGUAUGGAGAGACCAUAUACAUUCAAGGAUUUUGUUCUUCAUCCAAGAAGCCAUAAAUCAAGAGUUAAAGGCCACCUUAGAUUAAAAAUGACUUACUUACCUAAAAGCAAUGGGUCUGAAGAAGAAACCACAGAACAGGCUGAAGAAUUAGAGCCUGGGUGGAUUAUAUUGGACCAACCAGAUGAUGCCAGCCAGCCACAACAGCAGCAGCAGGAAUCUCCUCCGCUACCUUCAGGCUGGGAAGAAAGGCAAGACAUCCUCGGCAGGACCUACUAUGUCAAUCAUGAGUUCAGAAGAACACAGUGGAAAAGACCAACUGCUCAGGACAACGUAGCUGCUGCAGAUAUUGGUAGUGUGCAGUUGGAGGCCCAGCAUGUGUUCACUCAUCGGCGACAGAUAUCAGAGGAUACAGAAAAUCUAGACAACAGAGAUUCCCCUGAGAGCUGGGAAAUUAUAACUGAAGAUGAAGCAACAAUGUAUAGCAAUCAGAACCUUCAAAUACCUCCCUCACAGAGUAAUUGUGAUAUACAGACUCAUCUUGCAGAAGAAUUGAAUACCAGACUUACUACCUCUGGAAGUUCAGCUACUGGCCAAUCAGCAGCCUAUACUAACCAUUCCAGCAGAAGAGGUAGUCUGCAAACAUACAGAGUUGAAGAGCAGCCUGCACAUCCGGUGUUACUGCCUACUUCAUCUGGAUUACCCCCAGGCUGGGAAGAACGACAAGAUGAAAAAGGGAGGUCGUAUUAUAUAGAUCACAAUUCUAGAACCACUACCUGGAUAAGGCCAGUUGUACAGGCUGCUGUGGAAACAAGUCAGUUGUCAGCUGUGCAAAGUAUUUCUAUAGGAAGACAACCACAGGCAACAUCAAGUGAUUCAUCACAACAGUCUUCUCAGCAGCAGCCUGAAAUGGAGCAAGGAUUUCUCCCUAAAGGCUGGGAAGUCCGACAUGCACCCAAUGGGAGACCAUUCUUUAUUGACCACAAUACCAAAACUACAACAUGGGAAGAUCCAAGACUGAAAAUUUCUGCUCAUCCAAGGAGAUCCCUAGAUCCAGUAGACCUGGGUCCAUUACCACCAGGGUGGGAAGAGAGAACUCACACAGAUGGAAGAAUAUUCUUCAUAAAUCACAAUACAAAGAAAACACAAUGGGAGGAUCCUCGAUUGCAAAAUGUGGCAAUAACUGGACCAGCUGUGCCUUACUCCAGGGACUAUAAGCGGAAGUAUGAGUUCUUCAGAAAGAAAUUGAAGAAACAGAGUGAUAUUCCAAAUAGAUUUGAAAUGAAAAUUCAUCGCACAACAAUCCUUGAAGAUUCUUAUAGAAGAAUUAUAGCUGUAAAGAGAGCAGACUUCCUUAAAGCAAGACUUUGGAUUGAAUUUGAUGGUGAAAAAGGUUUAGACUAUGGAGGAGUGGCCAGGGAAUGGUUCUUCCUUCUCUCUAAAGAAAUGUUUAAUCCUUAUUAUGGAUUGUUCGAAUAUUCAGCUACAGAUAACUAUACUCUCCAGAUCAAUCCAAACUCUGGACUUUGCAAUGAAGAUCAUCUCUCUUAUUUCAAGUUUAUAGGUCGUGUAGCUGGAAUGGCUGUUUACCAUGGCAAACUUUUGGAUGCCUUUUUUAUUCGUCCUUUUUACAAGAUGAUGCUCCAAAAACCAAUAACGCUUCAUGAUAUGGAGUCUGUGGAUAGUGAAUAUUACAAUUCUCUGAGAUGGAUUCUUGAAAAUGAUCCAACAGAACUGGACCUCAGAUUUAUAGUUGAUGAAGAACUUUUUGGUCAGACCCAUCAACAUGAACUGAAAAGUGGUGGAUCAGAAAUAGUUGUCACCAACAAGAACAAGAGAGACUACAUUCAUCUUGUAAUUCAGUGGAGAUUUGUGAGCAGAGUGCAGAAACAAAUGGCAGCCUUUAAAGAGGGCUUUUUUGAACUAAUACCACAGGAUCUGAUUAAAAUUUUUGAUGAAAAUGAGCUAGAGUUAUUAAUGUGUGGACUGGGAGAUGUGGAUGUGGCUGAUUGGAAACUACAUACAAAAUACAAAAAUGGCUACAACAUAAACCAUCAAGUAAUACAAUGGUUCUGGAAGGCAGUCUUAAUGAUGGACUCUGAAAAGAGAAUAAGAUUACUUCAAUUUGUUACUGGCACAUCACGCGUACCUAUGAAUGGGUUUGCUGAGCUGUAUGGUUCAAAUGGACCACAGUUGUUUACAGUUGAACAGUGGGGUUCCCCUGAAAAACUGCCAAGAGCUCAUACCUGCUUUAAUCGCUUGGAUUUGCCUCCAUAUGACUCAUUUGAAGAUUUAUGGGAUAAACUUCUUCUAGCGAUUGAAAAUACUCAGGGUUUUGAUGGGGUUGAUUAAGACAGACAUGAAUUGUAUCAGUCCAGUGCUGCAAUUUCAUUUUAAGGGUUUACAAACAAAUUUGAAUUUUCCAGGGACUACCAUUGUAUUUAGUCACAUGGUUAUUGAUAGUAUCACUUGUAAUAUAAGUAAAUAUUAAAAACUCACUAACUUUUGAAAAUGUAUUUUGCCAUUUUCACAGUUUUGUGUACUUUGCUAAUAACUACAAUAUACACAUUGGAUGGGCCAGUGCCAAGUAAGUAAAAAAACUAAAAUGUUUUUAAGCAGUUGCCUCUUCUACAGUAUUUGUCAGACUGUCCUGCAGUAAACUACUGAAGUAAAACUGUGAAGAAAUCUUUGCGGGGGUGUAAAUUUGAAUUGCUGCUUUAAGAGGAACAACUGAAAUUGCUAAACUGUUUUUAAAAAAACCAAACAACAAAAAACCAAACAAAAACAAAACCAACAAACUUCAUGUAAUGCAAUAUCAUAAUCUGUGCUGCUUCAGGCUGUUUGCUACAGAUCUGCCCAAAGCACCUUAUAAUUCAGCAUAUUAGGUGAAGCAUUGGAAAGUAUUUGUUUGCAUUAUCAGCCAUCGGUUUGCAGAACAUUGACUUGCUGACACAUUUUAUUUGUUAGAUUUCUUUUUCUAACUUGCUUUUGUUAAAACAGUGUAACAAAACCAGGAUUUUUAUAUAAAACAGACAAGCAGCAUAAUUCUGAAUUGUAAUGAGAAAUUAUAUCCAUUUUUUGUCUGAAUUUGUAUACUGUCGUUGGUUUAUUGAGUUUUCAUCACUUUUUCUUGAUAAAUUUGUAGUUCAACGAUGGAUAAUAUUUUCAAUUCAGCCUUUUGCAACAAAUUAAUCUGAAAGUGAAAUUUGUAUGGAUAUCACUCAGUAUUAGUUACUGGUAGUUAGAGGCCUUUAUUAUCCAUUCUUGCAGUAUUGCACUACGUAACAACAAAGAACAUGUUUACAGGGUUUUCUGGGCCAAAUUCAGCAGUCUGAUAUGUGCAGACUUCUCUGAACUGUGUGGAGGUUAUGCACAUGUAACCAGGUGCAGAAUUUGGUUCUGUAAUAUGUUUACAGGUUAUGCUAGUUUCUAUAGCUGCAUUUUUAUAUUUUUUUCUCCACUGUUAGUCUAGAAACCAAAUUUGUUAAUACAGUAUAACCAAAGUCAUAACCAACAAUGUGCAAUUUAUUGUAGAUCAAUUUGUCAUAUAAAUAUUAGUUUCAUUUCUUUUGUAAAUGUGGAUAUUUUUUGUAUUAAUGUUAACACUUUUUUUUGAGCAAGUGCUGGUUAAAAGGAUUAGCAAAGUUGGUUCUAAAAAUAAAAAUUGGUUUAUAUACCUGGCUUGCUCUAAUUUUAACAUUUUAUUACCAAUAUGAUCUGAGGAAAUGACAGUACCUAGCUUUGGCCAGCAAAUUUCUGUUUAGUCACAGUCUUUAUAAAUAUGCAAGAAGGAAGUGUAGCACAUCUCUCUAUAAAGAUAUGUAAAUUAUGUAACAAAUGUAAUGGGUCUUAAGGGAUAUUUAAAAUCCCACUUUGUUUUAUUCUUUGACUAGGUUGUUAGGGCUGAGAAUAUUACAUGUAAAUAAAGGUAACUUAUACAAUUUUCCCAAAUCUAUAUGCAGUUUUGUAAAACAUGAAUGAUAUAUCAGUAAAUCUGUAUAGAUUUGAAUGUAGCAGGUUUUGUUGCAUAAAGCAUAAAAUAAGGAUCCUGAGAGCAGUAAAUAAAAGUUUAUUCUAGUAA
Messenger RNA from Aquila chrysaetos chrysaetos, 7555 nucleotides. It is a transcript of the gene NEDD4, whose product is annotated as NEDD4 E3 ubiquitin protein ligase. Gene Ontology annotation, biological process: receptor internalization; regulation of dendrite morphogenesis; neuromuscular junction development. Bases 1900 to 5826 code for a protein of 1308 amino acids. The record is from RefSeq and is a predicted model, not a curated record. Gene Ontology annotation, molecular function: ubiquitin protein ligase activity; protein binding; sodium channel inhibitor activity. The transcript has 26 exons. Lineage: Eukaryota; Metazoa; Chordata; Aves; Accipitriformes; Accipitridae.